Messenger RNA from Meira miltonrushii, 405 nucleotides. RefSeq lists its product as uncharacterized. The record is from RefSeq and is a predicted model, not a curated record. The coding region runs from base 1 to 324 and encodes 107 amino acids. The transcript is spliced from 2 exons. Lineage: Eukaryota; Fungi; Basidiomycota; Exobasidiomycetes; Exobasidiales; Brachybasidiaceae.
AUGUCAGACAACAACUCAAACAACAAUCAACAAGGUAACUUGAUGGAUGCAGCCUCAAAUGCAGCAGGUAUCUUGGGUGGACAUGCUCAAUUAGCACAAGGUGCAACACAAGAACAAAUUGGUAAUUUACUCAAUUCGGAUGAAUGGAAAAAGAGCGGUAUCGAUUUGAAAGGUGAUGCCGCCGAUAACAUCAAAAAAGCUUAUGAUGAUUUCAAAGCUCAAGGUGGUAACGAUCAAGAUCUGAUCAACAAAUUCAGCUCUGCUGCUGAUAAAGCCUGCCCUGAAACUGGCAGCGGUGUCGGUAGUAACCAACAAGGCAACUAGAUGUAUGAUGCACUUUGCAGCACUAGAUGUAUAUUUGGAAUAAGUAUGAAGUUACAUAAAUUGUUCUUUGUGUUGUCCGCC